UCAACGGACCACCGCCAUCGCGACAGCAAAUAAAGCACUCUCCUUUCCCCUCUAACGCCACUUCUCCACAUGUACACAAUCGAAUCAUAUUUUUCUGGGGAAGAUCGAAACUCGUCUCAAUCUCACUCCCACUGUUUCUAAUGUCUAAAAAUUGAAAGCUUGAGCUACAAGAUCGUCUCUGCAAAUCUUAACCUAUCGUCGCCAUUUCCGCCAUUUUUGUCUGCUCAGAGCUUCCCUGCCUUCUCAAUUUAUCAUCUCCUUCUUCAAUUUCAUUAGCUGCUGAAAAAUAAGGGCUUAUCUUUCUCGAUCCUUUUUGUUUAUUUGAAUUUUUUGCUGUUCUUAUGGAUUGGAUUUGGGGAAGAAGAUACAGGCUGGGAGUUGCAGCUUUUCUGGUGCUUUCCAUGGCGGAAACGGCGGAGUGUAUUGGGGCUAAUUGGGGCACUCAGGCGACCCAUCCUCUGCCGCCUUCCACCGUCGUCAAGCUCCUGAAAGAUAAUGGAAUUCAGCAGGUGAAAUUGUUCGAUGCAGAAUCUAGGGUUUUGAAUGCCCUAAGUGGCUCCGGCAUCGAAGUCAUGGUCGGAAUCCCUAACGAAAUGUUGGCCGCCAUCGCCAACAGCGUCGCCGCCGCCGAGAAAUGGGUGGAGAAGAACGUCUCCGCCCACGUCUCCUCCAACAGCGUCGACAUUAGAUACGUCGCCGUCGGGAACGAGCCGUUCCUGUCGACGUACAAUGGGACAUACCUGAGCACGACGCUGCCGGCGGUGCAGAACAUUCAGGCAGCGCUGAUCAAAGCCGGCCUCGGCUCCCGCGUCCGCGUCACCGUCCCGCUCAACGCUGACGUCUACCAGAGCCCGACUCAGCAGCCGUCCUCCGGCGACUUCCGGCCGGACAUCCGCGAUGCAAUGCUGCAAAUCGUCGGCUUCCUCAGCCAAAACGGCGGCCCGUUCACCGUCAACAUCUACCCUUUCAUCAGCCUAUACAACGACCCCAACUUUCCGGUCGACUACGCCUUCUUCGACGGCUACUCGUCGCCGAUCGACGACAACGGCCGGAUAUACGCCAACACAUUCGACGCCAAUUACGACACCCUAAUUUGGGCUCUGCAAAAGUCGGGAUUCGGCAACAUGACGAUCCUCGUCGGAGAGAUCGGAUGGCCGACCGACGGCGAUCGCAGCGCGAAUUUAGGGUACGCGCAACGGUUCAAUCAAGGCUUCGUCUCGCACAUGAAUAAAGGAACUCCGAUGAGGCCGGGUCCGAUCUCGGCGUAUCUAUUUAGCCUCAUCGACGAGGAUGCGAAAAGCAUCCAGCCGGGGAACUUCGAGCGGCAUUGGGGGAUAUUUAAUUACGACGGGACGCCGAAGUACAAUCUCAGCCUCGGCGGCGGCGGGUCGCUAGUCGCGGCGAGGGACGUUCGAUAUCUCCCGAGACGUUGGUGCGUGUUGUCGUCGUCGGCAAAUCUUCAGGACCCGCAAGUUGCGGCGAGCGUGAGCUACGCGUGCGGCCGGGCCGAUUGCACGAGCCUCGGCUACGGGACGUCGUGUGCGAACUUGAACGCGCAGCAAAAUAUAUCGUACGCAUUUAAUAGCUAUUUUCAGAUAAACAACCAACUCGACAUUGCAUGCCGGUUCGGGAACCUCGGCUCGAUCACGACGCAGGAUCCGUCGGUCGGGCCGUGUAGGUUUCCGGUUAUGAUCGAUGCGCCGAAACAGGGGAGCGGCGGCAGCGGCGGGUUAUUGUCGAGGCCAUUCGGCUUCCUGGGUCGGCUGCUGCCGGUGUUUGUAUCGGCCAUUUUGUUGUUGUGUAGAGUGUGACCUGAUCGAUGCAUUGAUCGUGUAUGUUGAUUGUGAUCGAUGUUUGAUAUAUAUAUAUAUAUAUGUAUGUAUGUACUUACUAUUUAGGGUAUUUGAUUUCAUUGUUUAGAUGAUAUUUUUGUAAGUACUUAUAAUUUA
This is a messenger RNA of Andrographis paniculata, 1949 nucleotides long. RefSeq names its product glucan endo-1,3-beta-glucosidase 5. The coding region runs from base 342 to 1811 and encodes 489 amino acids. Gene Ontology annotation, molecular function: hydrolase activity, hydrolyzing O-glycosyl compounds. Gene Ontology annotation, cellular component: plasma membrane. Lineage: Eukaryota; Viridiplantae; Streptophyta; Magnoliopsida; Lamiales; Acanthaceae. The record is from RefSeq and is a predicted model, not a curated record. Gene Ontology annotation, biological process: carbohydrate metabolic process. The transcript is spliced from 2 exons.